This is a messenger RNA of Ornithorhynchus anatinus (platypus), 1184 nucleotides long. RefSeq names its product complexin 2 (gene CPLX2). Gene Ontology annotation, cellular component: SNARE complex; terminal bouton. NCBI's taxonomy places the organism in Eukaryota, Metazoa, Chordata, Mammalia, Monotremata, Ornithorhynchidae. Bases 650 to 1057 code for a protein of 135 amino acids. The transcript is spliced from 6 exons. Gene Ontology annotation, molecular function: syntaxin binding. The record is from RefSeq and is a predicted model, not a curated record. Gene Ontology annotation, biological process: regulation of neurotransmitter secretion; synaptic vesicle exocytosis; neurotransmitter transport.
CUUACCUUCUCCCUCCCUCUCCUCCCCGUCCUGCUCCUCCUGCUCCUCCUGCUCCUGGUCUCCCCACCCCCUGGCAGGGCGGGCAGGGUCCGUAGGCAGAGGGUCCGGCUGCCCUGGGGCUCCAUGUGUCCCCCCGGCCGGUCCUAGCCGGUCCUAGGCGGGCCCGGGGCCUCGCCGAAGCUGGAGCCACCACCGGGCCGCCACCGCAGGGCCACCACCGCGGGGCCACCACCGGGCCACCCCACCGGGCCACCGGCGGGCCCGGGGCCGGCAGAGCGUCCCUGGAGAGGGCCAUCUCCCGGGCGGCACCGCCCCUCGCCCCUCGCCCCCCGCCGGAGCCUCCAUCAGGGGUCCGAGAGUUGGGACAUGUUCCGGCUGAGCCCGGGCCGGUUGUGUUAGGGAGAGAAAAAGUCAGUUACUGAGAUCCACCUAGAGCAGAGUGUCAAGCAGGACCGUGCCGGAGCCUCCCGCCUCCUCCUCCUCCUGCCUCCCACGCCCGCCUGCUGCCCACUGAACCUAGAGCCCAGAGAGGGUGAAGGAUUCACCCGAGGUCACACAGCCAGGUGGAAUUUUCCCCAGGACGUCCAGCAGAAAAGCCCUGGAUGACCAUUUGCCCGCUGGCUAAACCUCGCUAACUGCACCAGGCAACAUGGAUUUUGUAAUGAAGCAAGCCCUUGGGGGGGCCACCAAGGACAUGGGGAAGAUGCUGGGGGGCGAGGAGGAGAAGGACCCCGACGCCCAGAAGAAGGAGGAGGAGAGGCAGGAGGCUCUGCGCCAGCAGGAGGAGGAGAGGAAGGCCAAGCACGCCCGCAUGGAGGCCGAGAGGGAGAAGGUGCGGCAGCAAAUCCGAGACAAGUACGGCCUGAAGAAGAAAGAGGAGAAGGAGGCGGAGGAGAAGGCGGCCCUGGAGCAGCCAUGCGAGGGUAGCCUGACCCGCCCCAAGAAAGCCAUCCCGGCGGGCUGCGGGGGCGAGGAGGAGGAAGAGGAGGAGGAGAGCAUCCUGGACACAGUGCUCAAGUACCUCCCCGGCCCGCUCCAGGACAUGUUCAAAAAGUAAUCCGGGCCUUCGGGCCUCCUCCCCGACCCCCUGACCCCUCUUCCCCUCGCCUCCCUCCCCCCUUUUAUUUUCAUCCCUUUGAUAUUUUCCCCGUCUUUUCAAUUCAAACGAAAUCUCUAAGGGGAAA